AUGGCUUCUGACGAAAAAUGGUACUUUACCAAAGAGCAACUGGAGAACACACCGUCGAGGCAGUUCGGAAUCGAUGCGCUGAAAGAACUCACAUAUCGCCAGCAGGCUGCUUACUUCAUACAGGAUAUGGGCCAGAGGCUAAGAGUUACACAAUUAUGUAUAAACACUGCUAGCGUUUAUAUGCAUAGAUUCUAUGUGUUCCAUUCGUUUACGCAUUUCCCGUGGUAUUCAAUUGCCGCCGCUGCGUUGUUUCUUGCCGCCAAGGUCGAGGAACAACCAAGGAAGUUGGAGCACGUUAUUAGGGUACACAAUAUUUGCAAGAAUCCACGCGAUGUUUCCUUUGGCGUCAAUACAGAGAGGUACCAGCAGCAGUCACAGGAUCUGGUCUUCAACGAGAAUGUCCUGCUGCAGACGCUGGGCUUCGACGUGGCCAUCGACCAUCCACACGCGCACGUCGUGCGGUGUUGUCACCUAGUCCGCGCCAGCAAAGACCUGGCGCAAACUUCCUACUUUAUGGCAAGCACUAGCUUGCAUCUCACUACCAUGUGCCUGCAAUACAAGCCGACGGUGGUCGCGUGCUUCUGCAUCCACUUGGCGUGCAAAUGGUCCAACUGGGAGAUACCGUUAUCGAACGAGCGGCGGGAAUGGUUUUCCUAUGUGGACACGUCGGUGACGGCCGAAUUGCUCGCCCAGCUUACCGAUGACUUCCUGUCGAUAUUCAGCCGGUGUCCGUCGCGCGUGAAAGAGAAGAUUAUGGCGUAUAGCGACGGCCCGAAUAUAAAUCGCAAUUUGAGUCAUUCUUCGUCAUCUGAAUCGGAGGCGCGUAAAGCGCCACUUACGGAAUCGAAAGAUUCGCAUAAUCGAGCUCAUCAUCAUGAGAAAUCAGGCGAAGAUCACAAACAUCGACAACGUCCACUGGACUCAGCCAGCAGUAGUUCUUCUGGUCUUGCGUCGGCCAGUAGUAGUAGUAGCUCCAGUCAACAACAGCAAAGAGAACGAGAGUACAGAGAGAAAAAGGAACGCGAGCGACAAGCGCAUCAGAAGUUACAGCAGCAGCAGCAACAACACUCGUCGUCUGGUAGUAAGUUACCGGCUGGUCCACACGGCCAUCACCGGCCGCCGGGCGAUUCAAAAUUAAAAUCGCAUACGCGACCGAAUCCGCUGCCGCCGGGCCGUCCGGAGCAUCGUGAAGUGCCGCGCGAUUCCGACGCGCAAGUGCGCGCCGAUAAAGAACUCAUAGACAAGCGUUAUCUCAGUAAACCUAAUAGUGAUACAAACAAUGCGACGAACGUUGGUCACGCGGAACAUUACAGUGGUGAAAAACGUGGUGUCGACACUUCCAGAUCGCGCGCCCCCGCGGACGCGAAACUGAUGGCCUACAAACACGACUCGCGUCGGCCGCACGACGCCAGCGGCGCGAAGACGGAGCUGGACGCACGUAAACACUCGUCGCAGAGCUGGUUCGACAGUUAUAACAAAAAUAGCAUGCACCCGAAGCAGCAGCCAAUAAAUAAUAGUACCUCGCAGAUGAAAGUCAAGUCGCCUUUUGCUCCAGAGAAUAAUGCACAAAAAUCCGUCCCAAAAAGCAGUAGUAGCAUCAAGAGCGAGCCGCACAACGGCAGCAACACAAGUAGUAGUAAUAGCAACGGCACGUAUGGCUUCGACCAGCUGGACCAGCAGAUCAAGCAAGAACCCAAGGAGUUGCCGGUGAAAAAGCCGAGCAUGUUCUCGCCGGAGAAAACACCGCCGCGCAAGAUGAACAUCUCGAUUAAAAUGCCGCCUUAUGAUAGCAGCCAGCAUGCAAAUCAACACAUUCCAUCGAAAAAGCCAUCAUCUAAUCACGGUUACGACGCCUCGCGUCCGAUCAAGAAGGAUCAAUCCGAAGGGUUUGAGAACCUGUUUCGUGAUGCGGGUUUGCACACACUUAGCGCGAUGAUGACUGCGGGUAUACCUGAACUGGAUGAUUACGGAACUACGGGUCCCAUGUCGAAUUCUGGGCCGAUACAAUUCGGGAAUAUGAUGCAGACUGUUCCCCAGCAGCAGGCGCCUCCACCAAAAGUGUCCCAACCAUCGUUUAUACCAAAAGACACAAAAGAUUCAAUCGAGACUCAGUCGGCAUACAGUUAUUCUUCAAGUGCAUCGCUUUCGACUUCUUCUUUGCUUAGCAGUACCUCGCAGCCGAUUGUGAACGGCAUCGAAACAAAUCCUACGUUAAUUAGCAAUUUAUUGAAAGAAGCGCCACCUGUGCUUAAACUGCCGACGAUUUCCGGCACGGUGCAAGAGGAACCACCAACGAAUGAUGAAAGUAAAGACAAGGAGCACGGGCAUAAAGAUAAAAAGAAGAAAAAUAAAGAGAAACACAAGCAUAAGGAUAAAGAAAAGAGUCGCGAGGAGAAGGAGAAGAAGCGAAAGCAUAAAGACAAAGAUAAAGAGAAGCACAAGUCGAAGAAUCGUGAUAAAGAUAAGCCGCACGGAUCAGAUGAACCUAUAAAGAUCACCAUUUCUAAGGAUAAGAUCCAGCAUCCACCCGAAGUGGCACCCACACCCAGCGUUGGUCUGAAGAUCAAGAUCCCCAAGGAUAAAAUCAAGACGGAGAUCAUUGAGCCGCUGCCACCGCCGCAGUCGACGCCAGCGAUCAAGAUCAAGAUCUCGAAGGAAGUGAUCAACAUUGGCGCGGCGCCCGACAGCGGCGGCAAGAAGCGCGAGCGCGACAAGAACAGCUCGCCGGGCGAGUCGCCGCACAAGAUGUCCAAGUACAGUCGGCAUCAUGGCGGAAGCAUGGAGAAGCAAAACGGGCGCAGCUCAUUUGGCAAGCUGAAAUUCACUUCAAUUGACGUUGACUGAUGGCGAUCUGAAACGUGAGCGAGGACGAGGCGAUGACAAUGCAUAGCAAUAGAUACUCAGAUACUCCUAUAAAAUACGCCAACAAAGGAACGUCGGGCACGUAAACUGUUGGCGGCACGGACGAGUUGCAAAAAAGUGUAAUCGAUUUGAGGGCCCGCCGCGUGCUGUGCACAACCCACCCACAACAACCCCUCAAAUACACACGAUAUCGAGACCCGUUUUCGUUUCUUUGAAAUUUGAAAAAUUCUGUCUGCCUGCGCGCACUCGUGCAACAUUUGAUGUUUUCUUUCUUUGAUUAUGUAACUGUGUUUAGUUAGGCCAUAGUGCGCUGAUUAUGUUAAGCGCCGCGCGCGUAUCAGCACGAUGUUUGUAUAUUAAUCAAUCCGUAAGUGAUUGCAGAGAGAGCGUAAACGAAAACCUACUACUAAUAAACAAAACAAAAAAAAAAAAACUAAAUGAAAAGCCGAAAAAAAAUGUUGCAAUAUUAGAAUAAUUGGUUGUCAACACACGUUUUGGGUCUUUGCGUAUGUAUUAUUUUUAUACUUGUUAAAUUUAUUGAAGCAUGUGAAGAUGGAGAAAUGAAAACUACACAAAACACACAAAUCUAGGAUAAGUACGCCUACGAAAUUACUACUACUACUAGAAUUGCGUACCUAAGACGUAUUGAUUGUUAUAGUUGUUGAUUAACCGUCAUCUGGCUUUGGAAUUUUUGUGCAACCGACUGAAAUCUGAUACAUAUUAGAUACACAAGGAAUUUAUGGAAUUUAUUUUACUUAACUAAAGAUUUAAUAUGAUGAAAAACACAAUGAUAACAAAGAGAAAUUUGAAGAGUUUCCACUGCGCGUCGCUCUUAGUAGUUGAGAUUUGUAAAUAUGUUCAUAAACUAUUAAGGAUUAUUUAUUAAUUAAAUAAACAAGAAGAAGAAGAAGAAAAAACAAACACUAUAUAAACGUAAUAUCGGCUAAGAGUUAUAAUACCAUCAUAUAUAACAUAUUUUUGUGAUUAUCCAUUAAAUACUAAUUACUAACCGAUGCGAAAAUACUAAAAAAAAGUGCAUAACAAAUAUUAUUGUAGAUAGGUAGAUGAUAGAUAUGAAAUUUUGUAUUCAAAUCUAUAUAUACGUACAUAUGUAAGCUGUGUAUGUAUGUAUGUAUAUAUAUUUCAUGAACACAUCUUAAUUUUAUUUAAUUAUUUGCGUUAUGUGUUACAGCUUACGAAAGAAUAAUUUAUUUUUUACUGUAAACCAACUAAUGUAAUCUUAUCGGAGAAGCACGAGUGACUACACGCACACAAACACAAAACACUUACCAUAAAUUAAUUCUAACAAAGAAAAAACAAGUUGCAAGUUGCGCUGUACACAAAGGGUAUACCAAGAAUGUAUAAAUAAAUAUGUUCUGUUAAGAUUUUAAACGAUUUUAAGUUAGCAUCAACUGUUCAAAAAUAUGUUUUCAAUGCAGUUGACACACUGAAACAAGUGUAGCCGAAUUUCAAAUGAAACACCGAUUCAAGCAAAGUACUUUUGCGAAACGAUUAUAGUUUGUAAGUAAAUUUCAUUGUAAAUAACUAUUGUGUAAUUCUCAGGUUUGUUAGAAUGCUGGAUUUUGUUUAAUUAUCAAACACAUUGCCGGACACAUUGCAGGAUGACGAUGCAUUUUGAGUUCGGAGUUUUUUCUAUGUAAUAUACGAUUUAUUAUGUUCAUAUUGAUAACGAAAUUCUUUGCAAUUCAAUAUAUCAAUUAAAAUCAA
Dalotia coriaria is the source of this 4590-nucleotide messenger RNA. It is a transcript of the gene CycT, whose product is annotated as Cyclin T. NCBI's taxonomy places the organism in Eukaryota, Metazoa, Arthropoda, Insecta, Coleoptera, Staphylinidae. Gene Ontology annotation, molecular function: cyclin-dependent protein serine/threonine kinase activator activity. The record is from RefSeq and is a predicted model, not a curated record. Gene Ontology annotation, biological process: regulation of transcription by RNA polymerase II; positive regulation of DNA-templated transcription, elongation. The transcript is spliced from 8 exons. The coding region runs from base 1 to 2844 and encodes 947 amino acids. Gene Ontology annotation, cellular component: cyclin/CDK positive transcription elongation factor complex; nucleus.